Messenger RNA from Trichoderma citrinoviride, 591 nucleotides. RefSeq lists its product as hypothetical. The annotation marks the transcript as partial. The record is from RefSeq and is a predicted model, not a curated record. The transcript has a single exon. Lineage: Eukaryota; Fungi; Ascomycota; Sordariomycetes; Hypocreales; Hypocreaceae. Gene Ontology annotation, molecular function: acyltransferase activity, transferring groups other than amino-acyl groups.
AUGACCGAGGAAACCUUGCAGUUUGCGCCGAUUCUCCAUACACAGAGACUCACCCUCACCCUCAUCGACUUCAGCAAGCCCUCCGACGAGCAAACCUUCAUCACAAUGCUCAAAACCAUGGUUGGCGACCUCCUCGACCUCACGGACCAAGAAGCCACGCAAAACGCCCAAGCCUCCCUGGCCUUCUACCGCUCCCGCGGCCGCAUCCAGCCCGCCAUCCUCCGCGGCCGCAAGACCGACCAGCCCGCCAUCUGGCUCGUCCGCCUCGGCGGCGGCGGCGCAGACUCCUCCUCCUCCUCCUCGGGCCCGCAGCAGCACGACGGCCAAUGCAUCGGCGUCGUCUACGUCGUCCAGCGGAGCCUCAUGCCCGACCAGUCCUGGAUCCUGCUCCCCGAGCACCGCGGCAGGGGCUACGCCACCGAGGCCGCCGCGGAGGUCCUGCGCUACUUCCGCGACGACCUGGGCGUCCGCGACAUGAUGGCCAUUGUGCACCCGGACAGCCCCAAGAGCCCGCGCGUGGCCGGCCGGCUGGGCUACGUGCCCGUCGAGGGCGGCGUCAUGUACGAGGACGGCGUGACGAGGCUGCUGCUG